Empidonax traillii (willow flycatcher) is the source of this 1340-nucleotide messenger RNA. Its product is annotated as C-type lectin domain family 2 member B-like. The record is from RefSeq and is a predicted model, not a curated record. The coding region runs from base 1 to 762 and encodes 253 amino acids. The transcript has 5 exons. Lineage: Eukaryota; Metazoa; Chordata; Aves; Passeriformes; Tyrannidae.
AUGACGCAAUCGGAGAGGAAGGACGGCGCAUCCCGGGAUGGAGGGAAGCGCAUCCCGGCCGGCUGCUCCCACCCUCGGAGCCGGGACCUGGACCUGGACCAGGACCAGGACCAGGACAGAGGGCAGCGGAUCCCGACUGGCUGCCCCCACCCUCGGGACCUGGACCAGGACCAGGACAGAGGGCAGCGGGUCCCGACCAGCCGCUCCCACCCCGGACGCUCGGGCGGUUCCGGCCCCGUGAUCUCCGCACCCAUGGGAUGCCGAGGGCGCUGCGGCUCCGAGGAGCCUGGGACGGGAUCCUGCAAAGCAUUUAUUUUCUCAGGUCUAUUCUCCAAUAUCUGGUUCUGGCGAGUGGUGGCUGGAGUCCUUACUGCUGCAGUCGUUUUGGUUUCCUGUAUUCAGUUUGUCUGCCCACCAGGCUGGCUGUAUUUCCAGAGGAAAUGCUACUACCUGUCGGAGAGUGAAGCCACCUGGAACUCCAGCCAGAGCCACUGCUCUUUGCACAACGCUUCCCUCCUGGUGAUCGGGAACCAGCAGGAGCUGAGUUUUAUGAUGAAGAUAACAAAGCAAGACCCAUGGAUUGGACUCUAUAAAAGAAACGAAGAGUUCUUUUGGGUAAAUGGAAAAGCAUUAGACAAUGAACUCUUUGAGGUAAAGGGCUCUGGAAAUUGUGCCUAUCUUGAGUCGAAAGGAGCCUCAGCCUCUGGAUGUUAUUUAACCAGGAAAUGGGUCUGUAGCUUGACCAUUAACUCAGCACGAUGAAGGUGGGGGAAGCCGCCCCCUGACAUUGUCACCUGUCUCUGAUGUGGUGUCUGCACAGGCUGUGUCAAUACUCUGGGGCCUGGGAACGUGUCCCAGCUCCUGCCUGGAGGUGAAUGACUAUUCUGGUAGCCAGAAUUCUCCACCUGUGGAGGAAGCCUCUGGAUUUAAAGAUACCAUUUCAAAGGUUCGCUCCAGCACCUUGAUAAGUCAUUUCCUUGCCCCACUUUUCUAGCUACUGCCCAGCCUGUUUCUUCUUGUUGUGUCAUCAGUAUUUCUUCCAUUAACCCUUCCUUUGGAGGAGCAGCUGCUGGUUUUUUUCCUUUUUGAUGUGCAUCUGGACGCUCUUAUUCUGCUUUUCCCUCUGUGUGCAGGGAUUUGGGGGUGAAGUGGGACUGUCUGAAGGUCUGUCAGUGCCUCUCACAGACAGGGGACUGCAGGAAUAAGCACAGUUGUUUUAGACAGGAUCACAGCAGGUUUCCCUCUCCCAGUUCGGUGGGAAGCAUCUUGUGUGACUCUGCGUUGUAUUCAAUGUUUUGUUAAUGUUAUUUCACGUUAGCCUUGUUAAAUCCCAGUGAUUG